AUGCCGGUGGAAAUCGCGAACGGCGACGACGUGGACUUCUCGCAGUACUGCGUACUGCAGAGCAAUGACCACCCGCCUGUAGAAUUCAAGGUGUCGCGCGAGUCGGCCAAGAUGUCGGGGCUCCUCAGGGACAUGCUGGAAGAUCAGGAGGGCAGCGAGGCGAUUAUUCCCAUCCCGAACGUGUCGGGGCAGACGCUCCGACUCGUGCUAGAAUACAUGGAGUACCACUGCGGCAACCCGGCCCAGCCCAUCGAGAAGCCGCUCAAGACGGCGAUUGAAUCGCUCGUGUGCGAGUGGGACAGCAACUUCCUCUUCAGCAAGCUUCUCAAGAACCACGACGAGAGGCAGCACGAGGUCCUCAUCGACGUCAUCAUGGCGGCAAACUUUCUGAACGUGCGCGACUUGCUCGACCUGACGUGCGCCUGUGUCGCGAGCAUGAUCCGUGGCAAGACGGCGGAGCAGAUUCGCGAGCUCUUCAACAUCGAGAACGACUUCACACCAGAGGAGGAGGAGAAGAUUCGCGAGGAGAACCGCUGGUGCGAGGAGUCUUAG
Leishmania braziliensis MHOM/BR/75/M2904 is the source of this 552-nucleotide messenger RNA. RefSeq names its product Cyclin A/CDK2-associated protein. The record is from RefSeq and is a predicted model, not a curated record. Lineage: Eukaryota; Euglenozoa; Kinetoplastea; Trypanosomatida; Trypanosomatidae. Gene Ontology annotation, molecular function: cullin family protein binding. The transcript has a single exon. The coding region runs from base 1 to 552 and encodes 183 amino acids. Gene Ontology annotation, biological process: SCF-dependent proteasomal ubiquitin-dependent protein catabolic process. Gene Ontology annotation, cellular component: nucleus; cytoplasm.